AUGGAGAUCCCUUGCCUGAGUCCUGCAGUUGCAGACGAUAUCGUCCCAGAUCUAGCCCAGAUAUUCAAUGAUAACCCAUUCAAGUCAUUGAGAGAACAGAAGAUCAGCGUCCCUGUUCUCUGCGGUCCGCAUGAGCAAGGUCCCACCGACACCCACAUCAACAUCUUUGGGCAGGAGUUCCGAACGCAUUCCAGCUUAAUCAAAAAACACACUGGGAUCUGGAAGGAACGGCAGCGCGGUGAGUAUGCUGAGCGCCGCGGACACUACUUCGAGGCGAGGACUGAGAAAGAUGGUGGUUGGGGGAUCUACCGGAAGGGAGCGAAAUACUACCGUGAUUAUCCCGAAAUGCCAGAUGAACGCAUUCCGAGCGCCAUUGAGUCUUUCCAUUGCUUCCUGCAAGCGCUGUACCUCAAGCCUGUACCAUACGUUGGCAUCAAAGGAUGGCGGAGGAUGGUGCUACUGGGAAUACGCUUCCAGGCAGUGCCUCGAGUGCGAGAAUAUAUUGAGAAGAUUAUACUUCCCUGGACGCUUACGUCUAAGCCCCUCCUUGGUCUCACUGAGGAUAUCCUCGCCUAUACUAAGAUGGCACAAGACAUCCAGUGUACCCAGCUCUACCGCGAAUGCCUCAUCCAUCUCGUCGGAAUGGCGCAAUACUGGGGACGGAACGAGUUUCAUAACGCUGAAAACAUACUCACUCCCAGUGCAUACGCUUCAUUGAUUCGUCACGUCGGAACACAACGACAACUGAUCGAGAAAGCGGAUGUCGCUCUCCACACGUUCAUUCGGACUCUAGCAACGCAGAAGCCGCGACGGAUACCGAACUUCCUGCUCCGGCAGUUUACAGACACGGUGGAUAACAUCACCGGUCUGAAUGGGCGCAAUAUGAACUCGCUGGGUUAUUAUCAGCAUAUACGUUUAGUUCUCAACGAUAUGCAGCUGAGGUUACCGCGGGGUUCUACGUACAACAUGUGUCAUAGACUAUGGCAGUUCAUUGGAUGUCUGUGUGUGAAUGGUCUUCUGUAUACCCAAGAUCAAGUUAAGGGCUACCCUGUCUGCAUAUCGCCUACGGAUAUUGAGCUACCAUGGGUGCUUGCCAACGCACCAGAGGCCCAAGCGGAGGAGCAAGUUCCAGACGCCAUGAUUGAAAUGGAAGGCUAA
Aspergillus costaricaensis CBS 115574 is the source of this 1158-nucleotide messenger RNA. RefSeq lists its product as uncharacterized. NCBI's taxonomy places the organism in Eukaryota, Fungi, Ascomycota, Eurotiomycetes, Eurotiales, Aspergillaceae. Bases 1 to 1158 code for a protein of 385 amino acids. The transcript is spliced from 2 exons. The record is from RefSeq and is a predicted model, not a curated record.